AUGGCACAUUUACCUAUCCGUUAUACUAAAAUAAAUCCUAAGUUUCUUGACACUUUCGCAGCUGACGUUGCACACAUAUAUAUACACAUAACUUUAGUUAUCAAAUAUUAAGUAAAUAAGUAAAAAUACCUAUUCAAAAUAAUAAAAACGUUUGAUUAUUAAGCCUUAAGAUUUAUAUAAUUUUUAGAAUUUCUAGUUUACACUUUCUUAAGACGCGUAAUUUUUUUGUUCAGGUAAACUAACCCUUGGAUCGAGUCGGGAUGCGGAUAUUUCUGUCGUUGGUACCGGCGUCGAGUCCAUUCAUUGCACGAUUGAAAACAAUAACGGCGUGGUCACUCUUCACCCCAUAAAUGGAAGCACGGCAGUCGAUGGUGUACCGAUAAAUUCAUCAGUGAGACUCGCUCAAGGUUGUAUGCUCUCGAUUGGUAGAUCCAACUUCCUGCGGUUUAAUCACCCGGCCGAGGCGAAACAACUACGAUCGGUACUACCACACUCGAGAAUCUCCAUGGCGCCUAUAAGCUUCUCACUACCGGAGAACAACCAGCUCCAGGAGAACUAUCAUUUGGAAAGAAAGCCACCAGUCGCCCCACGAAAGUCACCAAGGAAUUCCUGCUCGGACGAGGAAAUGGGCUUCCUCGGGAAACUGACGAAAUUCGAAAUGCUAUCGAAGCAAAACAGAAACAACUGCGUCUCUCCCAAGGUCUUUCCAGCGGGUGCCAUCACCACGAACGUGCCCGCCGAUCAAAUCCUCGGUCACUCGAGAUCAUCCAGCCUAGUCUCCUUGAAAAAUGCCAACAACAAUUCACCGUUGCAGAACUUAACGAACCUGGACAGAAGUCGUUCAAACACACCAUCCUUUAAUUCAUCUUCACCCGCCCAUUUCCUCGGCACGUCAUCUCCGAGCAGCUGUUUCGCCUCCUCCUCGCCCAACUGCUGCAGCGACGAGAAUCAUCAGAGAUUGGAGGUCAGAACGCCCAGUCGAUCUAGCACGCCUAAUCAUCAGCAGCGAAGCGUUUCACCGUCCAGCCACAAUCAGAUUCAGAUGUACUCGUCCGCGGAAUCAUACCUAAAAACCUACAAGCCGUACUACAGAGACAACAACAACGAGAACAGCCAGAAUCCCCACGGUCAGACGACAACGAAGAACAACGUCAAUCAGGGAGGAGAUCUAAUGUCGCGAAGCUUCACCUGUCAAAGAUCGAACGAUCUCGACGACUUGACGACAACGAGGGACUACGACAUGAGUCAAAGUUUAAUCGUCACCAAGACCACCACGACCGAGUAUCUUCAGUUGGAAAAAUUCGGCUCGAAUCCUAACAUCUGCAACGGCAAUGGGAGCUUCUGCGCUGGAAACUUGAGGAACGUGGCCGGGGCUCAAGGUUUCGGCUCGAGCCCGAACGUGAAGAGGAUACAGCCGCCUAGCCCGGCGUUCAAUCGCAAUCCGAAGUACAACGAACCGAAGAGAGGCUUCGCACGAGUGAAGAGUCCAACACCUAGCAUCGGGAGCGGUUGCUCGCUGGAGGAACUGCGGGAGAGACAGAUCGAGGCGGAGAACAAGCGGCGAGAAGCGGAGAACAAGAGGAAACAGGCGCAGGAGGAGAGGCUGCGCGAGCAGGAGAUCGAGAGGCAAGAGAAAAUGAGACUCGAGGAGAUCCUCGCUAUGUGCGCCGAGUACGAGAGGCAGAGCACCAUCGAAAAGCCGAGGCAACCUAAUAGAAUCAAGACGAACGGCUCUCUGCCACGAGACAAGCGACUCGGCUAUAAUUCACCAUUCGACAGUCCGAAGAGUCCAUCGAAAAACCAACCGUACUUUUCUUUCGACGCCUCGAGGCAAUCGAGUUCAGCUUCGUACGAGAACGUGUGCGUGCAAAAUUCAAAAAUCAUAUUCCAAAACGGCAACACGCCGAACAAUAAUCGGAAUCAGACAACGAAUCACGCGAACAAUCAAACAACGAGCAUGCAGCAGGAUCAUUCGCAAUCGAUCACGCCGAACAACAACAACAACAACAACAAUAAUCAAUCGACGAUGUGGCCAAACAUUCUUGGCAACGGGGACCACAGUUUCUCCGGCUCGAUCUCGCAAGUUCGUAACUCGAGUUACGACAACACGACGAUCGACGGAUCGAUGUUCAACAAUAACGGGGCGAAUUACUCGCCGAUGGUCGACAGAACGAGAGAAACUUACGGAACGAUUCAAUUGAACGGGACGAGGAUCAACGGGCAAUCGAGCAAGCAUUCGCGAAACUACGACAAUUCGAUGAACGGGAACAUGAGCCUGUACGAGAACGUGAUGGUUAAUUCUGUACAGAAUAACAAUCAAAAUAAUCAUUCCAUGCCAAAGAAGAACGGCCAGCUGUCGAACUCGUGCGAAAUGAUCGAGAACAAGCUGGCGAUAUCGAACGACGACCUUCUAGAGGCUAUUGAGCAGCUUACUAUGCUUUCGAAAUCCAAAGAGAUAUGCACGAUCCCGAAGAAGAACAACUUGGAGAAGGACAACGCGAAAUCAAACGAGGCUAAAGCUGAUAAAGAAAGAAAGGAGCUCGAACAGGAGGAUAGGAAAAAGUACAUAGAAUUCCUUCAAAACGAGAAGCUGCAUAUCCUUGGCAAUAUGGACGUGUUGAAGAGGAGCGUGGCGGAUAUUGAGAUCCAGGAAGAGGAGAUUAGCAGGGAGCUUGAAUUAGAGAAAGCGCUGCUAUCUGCGGAGUACGAGUCGGAAUCGUUGAAACUCAGUCAGGACGAGGGUGAAAAGAUAAAGGUGCAGAUGCGGAUAAACGAAUUAGAGAGGCAGAUGGCCGAGGAUAACACGAGCCAGGCGAAUUUGCAAGCGGAAGCGAAACAGAAAGUGCAAAGAGCUCAGCAAGCUUGCUGCCGUUUGGAGGAGGAACUGGCGAAUUGCAUGGACGAAACCGUGCAACAGGAUAUUAGCAAGAAGCUUAUGGCUCAACAAGACAUUCUCGAGUCGGAGAGGAAGACUUUCGAGGAUUUGGAGUUUCAUCAUUUGGAAGAGGAAGCGAGCAAACUGGCGACCAGGGAAGAAUUACAGAGAUACUUGAGCGAAUUGACGAGCAAGAUAGAGACCAGGAAGGUUCGAUUGAGCCACUUGGAGGCGCAGAGAUCCGAAGCAAAAAGCACGGCGACUAAAGAUGCAAGAAGCCUCGAACGACAGAAACUAACGCAUUUGAAACGGUUGGAAGAAGGUCGAAACCGAGUUAGAGCGAUUAACGAUGAACUGAUAAAGUUGGCGCAAAAUUCUUGCGAGAACGGCGACGAGAAACGAUCUCCGAGCAGGGAAGACUUCGACAGGAUCUCCAGGGUCACUACUGACUCUCCCAUUGUAAAUAAUCAGGGCAGCUUGGGAAGGAAGACCAUCGAGUCCCUCAAAGAAAUUGAGAGAAAUCGACAGCUUCAUUUAGCGAAACAAGGCAGCCAAGUAAUUUCGGAAGAAAGACGAAGAGUGGAGGAACUGAAACGAAGAGUACAAGACGAGGUUCGAUCGCAAUGGGAAGAAAGAAAGAUGAACUGUACGUCUUUCAACAGUGUUGAAUCAGGCGAAGAAUCCUCUAGCUAUUCAACGGGGCCAACAGAAAGAAUGGUUGAUAAUGAAUGAUAAAUCAUACGAGCCUUCAGCUUUUUCUAAUAAAAGAAUUCGUUGCGUUAAAAUUCUGAAAUCGUUGCCAGAACGUGAUCGAACUGGGAUUGGAGCGUUACUCGUAAUGUAAAUACGUACAAUCUAUACUAAAUGGAAUAAUAUUUAAUCGAGCCAAGAACGUAUCGAUAGUGUGGAUCGAGCCUUAUAGGAAAUCCCACCUUAAGAUAGCUGCUAAAAGGGAGAAUCUUGGCGAACAGAUUCAAAAAUAUAUAUUACAGAAUGAAGGAUUCUGCGUGAAUAUUAAACAUAGAAUUCUAAGUGACGAACUUUAAACAUAAGUUUUGUGAAUGAAUUAGACUUUUAGAUUUCGAGGAUCUAAAACACGUGCAUCGAACAUGACUUUUUGAAGAGCAAUAAAACCACUAAAAGUUGAAAACUUUGAUCGUAUAACUUUUGGAACAAAAAUCGUGAAAUUGAGAGAAUGAAACUGAUCGAUGCAGCUUGCAUAAGCUGGGUCGCGGAGUAGCUGUGUUUUUGAUAAUGAAGAAAUCGUGGUACUUUAAUCGCCGUUACGAUAGAAAAACUCGAAAUUCUACUCGAGCGAUAAGAUAAACACGAACGAAUCCUGUUAGAUUUCACGGAUAUAUCUGCCGAGGGGGAAAUUAGUGAAAUAUGUUUCAUGCUUCGAGAGUUUUCUUGAACGCGAAACGAAGAAACAAAUCCACGGGGGAUAGAGUUUCGCGGUACCGAAUGAAAUCGAAGUUGCAAGUGCAAUUGGAAUAACGUUUAUUGAAGAAAACCGAUGCAUCGUUAUACUGCAAGAUCAUAACGAAGCAAGAAACAUCGCGACGAUACGAGCGUAAUAAGCCAUGCGAUAUAAAGAUUGAUUUAUUUGAUAGAUUGUACUCGUAAAAGUGUCUUGGCUGGCUUUGAGAUUUAUCGUGUGGAAGAACAGAAUCGAGUAGAAAGUCCAGGGGAUCGAUCGAUGACCUAAAGAAAUCGUCAGUGAUAAAUGAAGAAACUGUAUGGAAAAUGAAACGAUGUAAACACGAAUACAGUGAGCUUUAAUAGGCUGUUCUUUAAAACGUUAUUCUUUUUUAUCUGUGACGAUUAUUAUUGGCUUCUGAAGUACAGAUUAAAUCAGCAGAUUGUGAUAAGAGAGAAAGUUACAACUCCUUUUUUUUAUAUAAACAAACGGAACUGUGAUAAUAGACUGUGUGUUAUAUAAAAGACGAUAAAAGUGAAAGUGUUUGAUUAUUCUUUGAGAAACAUUACCGUGAAAUAUAAAUAUAGUGACAUAAUCAUAAAAUUAUUUUAUAUUAUACUAUACUUGUCAGAAACCAGUUACGGGAAUUACAAAUGCAUCAUUGCUCGAUAAUCACAACAUUUACUUAUUAUGCUAUAUAAUAAGAACCUAAAUAUGCAAAGUUAAAAUAAAAACAAAGAUUACGUUGUAAUUAUAUAUUAUUCAGCGAAGAAAAUUUUCUCAAAGCUCCAACAUACGUAUACACGUAACAACAUAACGUGUAGAUAUUAUCUACCUCACGAAACUGUAUCACACGCUGAUGCAUGCAUUUUUCGAAGGAGUAGAAACACAAUCAGGGGGAUCCAUUAAGAUAGAAAGCGGGGAGAAACGAAACGAAAUAUUUAUCGUUGAAAAACAUGGUAUCGUCAACGAUGACAAGAAAUUGACAAUGACAGAGAUGACGCAGUUGAAAAUUCGCUAGGGGUCGAAGGAGUUGAAGGAUUUUCUUAAGGAUAAUGCACGGUGAUCGCAUGUAUUGAACGGAAGGGUGCGAAGGGAGGAGAAUGCACGAGAAUGAACGCAAGGGAAGUGGGUGCGUCUGUUUUUAACGAGGCUAGGCUCAGAGGGUGCAGCUUGAUCACUUUCCUCACUAGCAAUCGCCUUUAUAUUGCUAGCAAGGAUUGGCUUUACGAAAAUUGUUACCGACCCCUGGAAACGCGAUCACGCGAGUUUCGCCAUCGGUACUUUGGCAGUGGAAGCAGCGACAGUGCAGAGGGUGGAACCAGCGAGAAAUUGUCUCCUAGUAAACUUUCGGAACUUACGUCAUCCAGUCCAGGACCUUCGAAUAAUUCCUACAGUCUGCUUCAAAAUGAUAACAUGAGAGACGACCGAAGGACAUCAAUGGAAGGCGAGAGACUUAGCAACAACAGCGGAGGAAUAAUCGACGGAAACGGAAGUCGUCCUCUUUCACAAACCUCCAGCGAAAUGGACACUCUCGGACCAUUGCAACCGGUCAAACAUCGUGAAAAGGCAAAACUGCAGAGGCCGCUCACGAGAUACCUUCCCAUCAAGUCGGAGUCGCUGGACCUGAGGCAUCAUAUUGAAACUGCCGGGCACCAGUUACCUCUGAUACACGAUGUCACGGUCGAUACGACCAGUUGCAGUGGUUACUUGUCAAAAAUGAGCAAGAAGUUCCAUCACUGGAACAAACGGUGGUUCGUCUUUGAUCGGAAGAGGAAGACGUUGUCGUAUUACAGCGACAGCUCGUCCAGAAAGGCGCGAGGGGUGAUAUAUUUUCAGUCGAUCGAAGAAGUCUACGUGGACCACAUGAAUACCGUACGAUCGCCGCAGCCAUCACUGACUUUCAUCAUCAAAACGUCGUCUAGACUGUAUCAUUUAAUGGCCCCGAGUCCAGAGGCAAUGAGAGUUUGGGUGGACGUUGUGUUCACUGGCGCCGAGGGAUAUCAUGAAUUCGAUCAUGGUAUCUGAUAGAUCAGCCAUUCUCACAUUUCUGGUCGAAGAGAUUCGUUUUACUCUCGAGGAUCGUACGAUAACAUGAUUCCUCGCCUGUAGCCUGCAGGUUCAGAAAACGAGCUUCGUGAUCGUUCAAAGAUACGAGUUUGUCACGAAUCGAACACUACAACCGCCUACACUUUGAAACUGGAUUUGACUUGCCCGUCAAAGACACAAAGGUCUUUUGAAUUUUACGAUGGAAAAUGAUGGUUAUAUCGAUGCUAGAUCCACUCAAUUAGAUAACUGUACAUAAGAAUAAAUCCAAAGAAAAUUGCUAGAAACAAAAACAAAUAUAAAACUUAGCAUGAAAUUCUGAUGUAUUGGAUCCAAUGAUGAUAAAGAUGGAUAAAUUGAUGACACGAUUUACGUUUUAUAUCAAUACCAAAUUAAUUCAGUUAGACAACUGUAAAUCCAAAUAAUCAUUGCAAAAAUUACCGAAAACAAAAGCGAAUAUCGUAGAUAAUGAUAGAAACUCUAAUGUUUUGGUAUAACAAUAAUGAUAAAUUGAUGGAUGAUUUAUGUGAUCUGCUUGAUUCGAUAGGAAAAUUUUGUAUCGAUGAUGGAAAUAAUUUGUUUUACUUAAGGAUGAGAAUAUUGUAUGUCAUAUUACUCAUUGAAGUGCAGGCUGAUCACGACUUGAUGCUAUUUGAACAAAGUGGUUGAAUUUUAUAGAAUUUACUGUUAAACUUUGUAGACAUUAUUAAUCUAGUCUUCCAGCAUAGCUACUUUCACGAAUAAUAAUGAGUUAAUGUCCCAACGUUUGAUGAAGAAAAUCUUCGACGAUUGUUGAACGUAUAUUGUGGAAUAUAUGAAGAGACAAAGUCCCUAAAAAAGUAAAUGUAUAUAAAUAUGCUCCAUUUUAUAUUUUACAAUUACACUUUGAUGAUUUAAAUAAGUAUCUUGAUAUUGCUUAAUGCCAAGGAUUAUAUGAAAUAAAAUCUUCUAUACUCUGUGUAUUACCCAAAGGAACUUCUAGAACACACAAUAUAUAAUGAUUUUUCACGAUUCUCAUAUUUACAUAUUGAUCUUUCAAUUCUAGAAUGAUUGUAGAACUUUUACAUGUCCCUCGUUAAAUAACAAAGUUAUUACAAUCCUUAGAUAUUAAUUUUCGUUAGCACAAUAAUAAACGCACCAUUCGUAAUCACACAAAUUAUGAAAUAUUCCUCCACAUGUGUAAUGUUCGUCUUUAUGAGAAAUAACUCUUUUAAUCAAAGAAUAAGUCUGAAUUUUGAUUAAUGUUUAAAAGCUGAAAGAGCUUAUAAAUAUAACAAGGUUUGUCGAAAUUGAAAAAUGUGUUCACGACCGAUUUUAAUCAACUGCCUUAUAUUAUAAUUCGAGGAAUAUCUGUAGUUGGUGUACAAAUUGUCGAAUAUCCCAUAGAACUGACACAGUUACAUAUAUAUAAAUAACCAUUCAAGCACAAAAAAAUCGCAAUCGAUCGAAAUAUUUUAUGAAAGUUUCGAAUCAUUUUACUUCGUUUGCUGGAAUUAUUUGGCUGUUGGAAUUAUUACAUCUUUACAAUUUAAUUGAAUCUUUGUUAAAAAUUAUAUCGUUAGAUUAAAGUAAAUUAUAUUAUGUACUGUGCGUAUGGUAUUUUUGGAUACAUUUACAAAAGAUAUUAAAAAGCUCUUUAUUAAUGAACUAUUCAGCUUAUAACGAAUGUAUAAAUAUCUAAAUAUUUUAGGGAUAAGUGUCUUGUAUAAUAAAACAAAA
Molecule: messenger RNA, 8060 nt
Organism: Heterotrigona itama
Lineage: Eukaryota; Metazoa; Arthropoda; Insecta; Hymenoptera; Apidae
Source: the annotation of a GenBank genome assembly